Messenger RNA from Filobasidium floriforme, 1762 nucleotides. Its product is annotated as cytochrome P450. Bases 20 to 1669 code for a protein of 549 amino acids. The record is from RefSeq and is a predicted model, not a curated record. NCBI's taxonomy places the organism in Eukaryota, Fungi, Basidiomycota, Tremellomycetes, Filobasidiales, Filobasidiaceae. Gene Ontology annotation, molecular function: heme binding; iron ion binding; monooxygenase activity. The transcript is spliced from 7 exons.
GCCAGCGAUCGCGCCAAAGAUGUUGCUGCUCGGUGCGGUCGUCCUCCUCCUAAUCCUACUGUUCAGAACGGUAUACCACCAACGAGCGAAGGCAUUCAGACCGCUACCGCUGGUUGGACAUUUCACCUGGUUCGCAGCCGUCUCUAGACAGAAAUCGUUGGAAUGGCUGAAAAGAGCUUCGGAUUAUCAUCAAGGCAAGAGCUGGAAGUUGGAAUUACCCUUGAUCGGUCAGGCUUGGGUGCUGGAGGAUCCUGCUUGCGUCAAGCAUGUGCUGAGUACGAGGCAUGAUGCCUUUGCAAAGGGAGAGCUGGCAACUUCAAGGCUGGCGGAUCUUUUCGGUGAUGGCAUCAUCCUCACGAAUGGGAACACCUGGAAAGUGCAACGUUCUGCCGGACACGCAGCCUUUGCGAACCCUAUCAACCUGAAAUAUUUUGUCGAUCGGAUCUUACCGAAACAUUUGGACAAGCUUUUCGGUGAGCUGGACAGCGCAGCCGAGACGGGAGGACAUAAGGGAAAGGUGGUCGACUUGCAAGAGGUCGCUUACGAUUACGCGAUGAGUGUGUUUGGCGAACUGGCAUACGAUUCGAACUUCGGCAAGAUAUCUUCCUCGUUCGCGGGACCGUUCGACCGGGCGGCGAUCCAGACGCACGAACGGUUCUUCAACCCUCUUUACCGGAUCACCGAAUUUAUUCUACCCUCGGGAGCACGUUUGAGAAAGGAUAUCAGGGACGUCAAGAUGUUUGGGGAUGAGCUCGUCAGGGAAGGAAGGGAUAGGUUGAGACGGGAAGAAGAAGGGCUGGAUAGCGAGGACGAGGAUGAGAAGGAUAAGCAGGGAAAGGGGAUCUUGUUGGAGGAGCUCGUCAAGGAGAGAGGACGGGACGAUCAGGUGCGGUUCUUGGCCGAUAGUUGUCUCAACUUCUUGACCGCAGGUCGAGACACGACGGCUCAAGCUCUCUCCUGGACCAUAUACCUCCUACUUCUCAACCCCAAAACGAAAGAGAACGUGUUUAACGAGGUCAUGGCGUCAGUUCAACCGCGCGAAGCCGUCGAGUCGACAUCACUCGCCGACCUCAUCUCGAGCACGUCACCGACAGCGUAUUGCCCUUAUGCAAACGCGGUCAUCUCGGAAGCCUUGCGCCUACAUCCUCCGGUCCCUUUGGAGAUCCACGAGAAUGUUACGGACGAAGCCAUCGCCCUGCCAGACGGGACGGCGGUUUACCCAGGAGAAAAGGUCGUCUGGGGUCCUUGGGUCAUGUCACGAUCGACGAGAAUAUGGGGAGAAGACGCGGAAGAAUACAGACCGGAGAGAUGGCUCGCUCCUGCUUAUUGGGAUCCGGAAGCCAAAGGGCAGCCUUUACCGAAAGAUCAUGCGGCGAGGAAGACGGCUUUUGAAUUUCCCGUCUUUCAUGCUGGACCGAGGAGUUGCCUCGGAAAGCAAUUGGCUCGGAUUGAACUCGUUUUCGCCUUGAGGGAGUUGAUGUUGCGGUUCGACUUUUCGCCGGCAUGGCAAGGAUCUGUCAUUUACCGCACCAAUGCUGGAUCGGCCUGCACAAAAGACGCUGAAGAUGAUGAAUAUACCGGGACACUGAGGGAGAUCGGCGACGGGCUGACCGGACCGAUCAAGGAUGGUCUACCGGUCAGGGUUCGGCGGCGUCAGAAGACGCAAUAGGGUUCAAGCGCAAUAGGGUUCAAGUGGAUGAGACACAUUACUGUAUCCAUUAUGCAUAAUAUAUAUCUGGUCUCGACAUCUCGAUCAAACAAG